Mus caroli (Ryukyu mouse) is the source of this 1173-nucleotide messenger RNA. NCBI's taxonomy places the organism in Eukaryota, Metazoa, Chordata, Mammalia, Rodentia, Muridae. The record is from RefSeq and is a predicted model, not a curated record.
AGCAGCCCCAAUGGCCAGGUUAAUAGAUUUAGAAACUUGUUGAGGAAACACAUCUACCUCAUUUCAAAGCUUGAUCAUACCAGUAGGUGCAAGCUCAGAGAGAUCACUUUGAGCCAUGAUUUGGUUGUGGUAUGGGCUGGAUCCCAUGAAGUUGAAGGCUUACCACAGUUCAUGGAACAGGAGAAGCCAGUUGAGAAUAGUCCUGGCUAUGGGACAAAGAACAAAUUGAAAGUGACAACAGAACUCCAAUUCAUGGAGGGCCACCUUGAUAAAUGUUCCACUUACUUGUUGCAGUGGGCCUACCAGAGAGAAGAUUCCGUUCAUCUACACUGUAGAAAGCUGAAAAUUUAUGGCUUAACCAAAGCCACAGUCAUAGAAAUGUUCAAAAUUGCACAUGCAGAAUAUAUAGAUGAUCUGUAAUUAUCUUGUCUUUGCCUAGAUUUGGAUUUUCUUAAUCCCUACCUGAAACAGAUGAGCAAUCUACUCUCACUUACGCUAGAUGAGAUCAUAUAUACCCUCAAUAUAGAUGAUUAUAGAAAUCUUAAUGAGGAAAAAGUGAUUACAGUGAUUUCUCAUCUUCCUACAUUCCACCAUCUCCAGGAACUCUAUGUACAUGGGGUACUUUUUACAGAAUGUCUCAGGUGCAUGAAGAAGCCCUUGGAGGUACUUUCGUUCACUGACUGUGACCUNUCACAGUCAGUCUUGGAUUACCUCCCUUAUUGCCUGAAUAUUUUUGAGCUCAGANCUCUCCACCUGAUUGAUGUACGUUUAAGUAAUUUACUUCUUGAGCCCCUUGGGUUUCUCCUUGAGAGAGUUAGACAUACCCUGAAAUCCCUGCAAUUGAUGCCAUGUGAAAUGCGGGAAACUCACUUCAAUGCCCUGCUGCCUGCCCUAAGUCAAUGUUACCAACUCACAGUAGUUAAUUUCUAUGGUAAUGAACUCUCUCUGCUUUUCCUGAAAAAACUUCUACACCACACAGCUAAGCUUAGCCAGCUAGCUGAUGAGCUGUACCCUGCCCCUCAGGAGUGCUAUGAUAACAGGGAUGUAGUACUAUUACACAGAUUAGAAAAUUUUUGUUCUGAGCUCCUGGAUAUACUCAGGGAUAAGAAAGCCCAAGAAAGUCACGUUUGGUACAAUCAAAUGCUCCAAGCGUGGUGGGUCCUAUGUUUAUGA